AGAAGAAAUUAAAAUAAUGGAGAGAAGAAGGAUUUGGAGCAACGGAGAGGAGAACGAUGAGGACGGGAUAAAGAAAGGGCCGUGGAAGGCGGAGGAAGACCAGGUUCUUCUCGACCAUGUCAGCAAGUACGGCCCCCGAGACUGGAGCUCCAUUCGAUCCAACGGCCUUCUCCGCCGCACCGGAAAGUCCUGCCGCCUCCGCUGGGUCAACAAACUCCGCCCCAACUUGAAAAACGGGGUGAAGUUCUCGGCGGAGGAGGAGAGGACGGUGAUUGAUCUCCAGGCGCAAUUUGGGAACAAAUGGGCGAAAAUUGCGACCUACUUGCCGGGGAGAACGGACAAUGACGUGAAGAACUUUUGGAGCAGCCGCCGGAAGAGAUUGGCCAGGGCGGCCGCCGCUUCCAAGCAGCCUCAGCAGCGGCGGAGAGACUGCACCGCCAGUG
Molecule: messenger RNA, 443 nt
Organism: Cuscuta campestris
Lineage: Eukaryota; Viridiplantae; Streptophyta; Magnoliopsida; Solanales; Convolvulaceae
Source: the annotation of a GenBank genome assembly